Mauremys mutica (yellowpond turtle) is the source of this 888-nucleotide messenger RNA. RefSeq names its product leukocyte immunoglobulin-like receptor subfamily B member 4. Bases 1 to 888 code for a protein of 295 amino acids. Lineage: Eukaryota; Metazoa; Chordata; Testudines; Geoemydidae. The transcript is spliced from 6 exons. The record is from RefSeq and is a predicted model, not a curated record.
AUGGCGUCUGCUCUCACCGUCCUCCUCCUCGGUUUCUGGCUGGCCGGGCGGAGCGGGGUGUUCGGAGAGGGGUCCUACCCCAAACCCUCCAUCUCCGUCCGCCCCAGUGGGGUGAUCCCCUUGGGGGGAAACGUCACCAUCUGGUGUCGGCAUCAGCUCCUGGACAUGAGGAUCCAACUCUACAAGGCUGGAGCUGGGAACUAUCUGACUUACACAGACCCUGCCGACUCUGAGGCUGAAUUUCCCAUCACCAGCGCCAGACGGGAACACGGGGGCAGCUACACCUGUCGUUAUAGCAACAGAACAGACCCACCUGCCUACUCGGAGCCCAGCGACCCUGUGCAGAUCAUUGUAGCAGGUGAGGGGCCCAGCCCGGCACCUCGGCUCCCAGCCCCACCCCCAGCUAGAUCCCCGGGGGCUCGCACCGAUGGGCCACUCAGAAGCUUACCCAGACCCUCCAUCUCCCUGAUCCUCACUUCGGUCAACGCCUCAGGGGCAGAUGCCACCAUCCGGUGUCAGGGGCAGCACCGGGACGUGAGGUUCUUCCUGCACAAGGCUGGAGACCUGAACUCGCAGCGACACAUGGACCCUGCUGGGGCCGGGGCCGAGUUCCGCAUCCCCAGCGUGGGCCGGCAGCACGGAGGGAGCUACAGCUGCAGCUACCGGCCCCGGUCAGAGCCCUUCGUCUCCUCGCAGCCCAGCGACCCUGUGCAGCUGGUGGUAGCAGGUGGCUCAGAAUUCCUGUCACCUCCGGGUCUGACCAGCCCCAUCAUCACCGGGGCGAGCGCGGCAGCCGCCGGCCUCCUCCUGCUUCUCCUCCUCGUGGCCUUCAUCUGCUUCAGAAAAACCCGAGCCAGAAAACGAGGCGCACGGAGACUGAGCAGGUAG